CUUGAUGGGACCAGAGAGUCACACUGCAAGAGUAUGAACAUAGAAUCUUCUGGACCUCUUCUGGAAUAGUUUCAUCCAAAACACCUUGGGGCCUGAACAACUUUCUCCACAGAAGGACUCCCAAUAAUUCUGCCAAAGAUGAACUGUAGAGUUCUAUUGGUUGUGGUCUUCUGCUUAACAGCCACAGGCUCACACACAAACCAACCACAAGGCUCCAUUCCCUCACUCUACAAGACUCAUGGCAACACAUCCAGACGCCAGGCUCUUCGCAGCAAACAGGACCUUCUGGCCUCUAGUCAGGAGGCAUUAGUGGUGACUGAGCGCAAGUACUUGAAAAAUGACUGGUGUAAGACGCAGUCCCUACGGCAGACUGUGAGCGAGGAGGGCUGUUUGAGCCGCACUGUGAUCAAUCGUUUUUGCUACGGCCAAUGCAACUCUUUUUACAUCCCACGUCAUAUCAAGGACCAGGACUCUUUCCAGAGCUGUGCUUUUUGCCAGCCACAGAAGUUCACCAUGCUCACAGUUGAACUGGACUGCCCUGAACUGCAGCCAGCCUUCCGUCAUCGGAAGAUUCAGCGAGUCAAACAGUGCAGAUGUGUCUCCAUCAACCCAAGAAAGUCCAGUGAGCGGUGA
Sardina pilchardus (European sardine) is the source of this 633-nucleotide messenger RNA. RefSeq names its product gremlin 2, DAN family BMP antagonist b (gene grem2b). The transcript is spliced from 2 exons. Bases 139 to 633 code for a protein of 164 amino acids. The record is from RefSeq and is a predicted model, not a curated record. Gene Ontology annotation, molecular function: BMP binding; receptor ligand activity. NCBI's taxonomy places the organism in Eukaryota, Metazoa, Chordata, Actinopteri, Clupeiformes, Clupeidae. Gene Ontology annotation, biological process: animal organ morphogenesis.